AUGAUUUCAGCCGCCAGGUGCAAGGCAAGGAUAUAUGUGAAGUUUGAUAAGGAGAAGCAAGAGUGGAUUUUCUUCAAGGUUGAGUUAAGGCACUCUUACCCAUGUUCAGCGAGAAAGGCGGUGCACUACCAUGAGUAUAGGGAGCUGACCAUGCAUGCGAAGUGCAUGAUCAAUGAUAAUGAUGUGGCUGGAAUUCGACCAAACAAGACAAUCCUAAUUUUGGCAAACGAGGCUGGAGGCCCGUCUAAUCUAGGAUUCUCAGAAAAGGAUUUAAGAAACUAUAUUACAGCAAGUCUCCAAACCAGCAACGUGAAUGUGGAUGUUAGGGAGAUGAUGAGCUACUUCAUGAGAAUGAAGGACAUCAAUCCGAACUUCUUCUAUGCGGUGAAUUUUGACGAGGAGUGUAAAUUUAGGAGUAUAGUAUGGUUGGAUGCAAGGUUUAGGGCGUCGUAUGAAUAUUACAGAGACAUCGUGUCAUUUGAUAGCAUGCACAGUACAAACAGGUCUAGCUUGGUCCAAUUUGUUCACAAAUAUGACCAUGUGCUUGGAAUUAAGGAGGAAAAGGAUUUAGAGGAUGAUACAGCAGACUCGAGGGAGGUUAUCCCUUGUGCAACAAGCUUGCCUAUGGAAAGACAAUUUCAGUAG
This is a messenger RNA of Arachis duranensis, 645 nucleotides long. Its product is annotated as protein FAR1-RELATED SEQUENCE 5-like. The transcript is spliced from 2 exons. The record is from RefSeq and is a predicted model, not a curated record. Bases 1 to 645 code for a protein of 214 amino acids. NCBI's taxonomy places the organism in Eukaryota, Viridiplantae, Streptophyta, Magnoliopsida, Fabales, Fabaceae.